ACGACAUCGAGUACCAUAAAAUAAUCGAGUGCAUUAAAUUGCACGACCAAGCGUUCAAAUUUUCCGAAUUGCUCUCAUUCGCUUACGCAACGUCCUACCUUUUUCUACUAGGAAAUGUGAUCAUAUGCAUCAGUUCCAGCUCGGCUGAGUUGCUCAUGGUGGAUGUUCAGUUUGACGAAAUUGCCAGAUUUUCCGCCUCUAAUAUAGCUCAAUUGUUACACAUAUAUUAUCUGAGUUGGAUGUGUCAGCGAUUGCUCGAUUACAGUGGCGAUUUUCAUAAAGUAAUUUACAGUUGCAACUGGUAUAUGAUUUCAAUGAGAUCUAGACAACUGUUAAAAUUCAUGUUGAUGCGUGCCACUAAACCGUGUCAAAUAAAAGCUGGAAAGAUGUACGUAAUGUCGAUGGAGAAUUUCAGCUCGAUGUUGCAAGUAUCUGUAUCUUAUUUCACUAUGCUCACGUCACUGCAAUAAUUUUGUUAUAAUCAAUAAACUCAAUGAAACUAUACAACCCAAUAAAAUAUACAACCUGUUUAAGACGGUAUUGUCGUUUAGAAAUUUGAAAAAAUCGAUAUUGAGUUUUUUGGAUUUUCUUAUA
Molecule: messenger RNA, 594 nt
Organism: Harpegnathos saltator (Jerdon's jumping ant)
Lineage: Eukaryota; Metazoa; Arthropoda; Insecta; Hymenoptera; Formicidae
Product: odorant receptor 9a-like
Exons: 5
Coding region: 156-470 (104 amino acids)
Biological process (GO): detection of chemical stimulus involved in sensory perception of smell; sensory perception of smell
Cellular component (GO): plasma membrane
Molecular function (GO): olfactory receptor activity; odorant binding
Source: RefSeq, a predicted model, not a curated record